This is a messenger RNA of Fomitiporia mediterranea MF3/22, 2026 nucleotides long. Its product is annotated as P-loop containing nucleoside triphosphate hydrolase protein. Gene Ontology annotation, cellular component: intracellular anatomical structure; catalytic step 2 spliceosome. NCBI's taxonomy places the organism in Eukaryota, Fungi, Basidiomycota, Agaricomycetes, Hymenochaetales, Hymenochaetaceae. Bases 533 to 1927 code for a protein of 464 amino acids. The transcript is spliced from 14 exons. The record is from RefSeq and is a predicted model, not a curated record. Gene Ontology annotation, molecular function: RNA binding.
GGGAAGAGCUACUCUACUGUGUUGAAAACUAUGGCGUAGUAAUUGUACAUGCGCAGACUGGUGCGGGGAAAACGACGCAAAUACCCCAGUACUUAAAGGAGGCUGGAUGGGCAAGUGGUGGAAGUGUGAUAGCAUGUACACAGCCAAGACGCGUAGCUGCUACAAAUGUAGCCCAGAGGGUUGCGACGGAGAUGGGCUCGAUUCUUGGUGAUGAAGUCGGCUACACUAUACGAUUUGAAGACGUGAGCGACAGCGAACGAACGCGCAUCCGUUAUAUGACAGACGGGAUCCUAUUUCGGGAGACACAACUCGAUCCUCUUCUGAGCCGCUAUAGUGUCAUCAUGAUCGAUGAAGCUCAUGAACGCAGCGUUUACACCGACUUGAUUAUCGGUAUCCUCAAAAAUCUAGGAUUCGCCGAAAACGACCUUCCUUACGUCUCAUCGUUUCUUCCGCGACACUGGAUGCAGCUCGUUUUCUUGAAUACUUCCAAACGGCCGACAAGGAUGCAACUAUUAUCAGCUUGGAAGGGAGGAUGUAUCCAGUCGAGCUUGCCUACUUACAGGAACCCGUACCUGACUAUGUACAAAAAGCCGCUGAGGUCGCAUGGCGUAUAAACCUCCAAAAGCAAAGCACUGGGGACAUCUUGAUAUUUCUAGCUGGCAGAGAGGAUAUCGAACGAUGCUUGGAAGAACUCAGCGAACUUGCAGCAAGCAUAAUUCCUCUACCACUCCAUGCAGGACUUUCGACGGACGAACAAAUGGCAAUUUUCUCUCCUGCGGAACGUGGAACGAGGAAAGUGAUUGUAGCGACAAAUAUUGCAGAGGCGAGUAUUACCAUAGACGGCAUCAAAUUUGUAAUAGACGGUGGCUUCAUUCGAACAUAUAACCCCACCACAAAUCUCGCAUCGCUGGUAACCGUUCCGAUCUCCUUAGCAUCCGCAACCCAACGAGCUGGAAGGGCAGGGAGAACAUCCAGUGGCAUAUGCUAUAGAUUGUAUACAGAGAAUGCCAUGAAGCUUUUACCUGCCACAACACCCCCUGAAAUCACCCGGAGCGACAUGACUGGUCCUAUUCUGCAGCUGAAGUCACUGGGGAUCAACGAUCUUAUGAAGUUUGACUGGGUGACAGCCCCGCCGGCGGAGAGCGUACUUCGAGCACUCGAAGGUCUGGUAACGACGGGGAUGAUAGAUAAUAACGGAGCAUUGACUGCAGUUGGAGAAAAGAUUGCUGAGUUCCCUAUAGAGGUUAACGUGGCACGAAUGCUAUUCAGCUCUCAAGAGCAUCGUUGUGGAGAGGAGAUGUUAACGAUUGCUGCAAUGACUUCGGUGCAGGGCGUUUUCAUAAUUCCCGACGGUGCUGCUGGUGCAUUGGCUGAGCUUGAAAGGAGAAAGUUUACCGCGAUGGAAGGGGACCACUUAACACUAUUGAAUGGCAAGAAUUUCGUUCUAUUAUCCAGAAGCAACCAAAACUUACGUUCUCACGCAGUGUACAACGCCUUCACGAGGUACGGCAAGUCCUCAGGAUGGUGUCGAUCGCAUUCACUAUCCUUCCGAGCACUAUCACGCGCUGUUUCCAUUCGAUCACAGCUGAAGAAGUUCAUGCAACGAUUCAAGAUUCCCCUCGAGAGCUGCGAAGGAGAUGCAAAGCGUCUUCGGAAGUGUCUCGUGAGUGGCUAUUGGAGAAAUGCAGCUCGCUGGAUCGCAGACGGUACUUAUCGAUCCGUACGCGGAGAUAUGGUACUGCAUGUACAUCCGAAUUCCGUCCUUUUCACGAGAAAACUUCGCACAGGAUGGGUAGUCUUCCAUGAGAUGGAAGAAACCAAGAAGACUCAAAUACGCAUCCUGACGGAAAUUGAAGCAGACUGGUUGUUGGAAUACGGUCAUAAGUAUUAUGAUAAGCACUCUACUAGUGGGACCAACAUGGGUUAACUGAGCUAGUUUACUGCGUCGCGGGCCACCAAUGAUUUACUCAGUCGCAGAAAUCGUGAAAUUCAAAAUGUACUAUUACAUAAUGUACAUACCAUAAGC